Messenger RNA from Thalassophryne amazonica, 2427 nucleotides. RefSeq names its product four and a half LIM domains 5 (gene fhl5). The coding region runs from base 1023 to 1868 and encodes 281 amino acids. NCBI's taxonomy places the organism in Eukaryota, Metazoa, Chordata, Actinopteri, Batrachoidiformes, Batrachoididae. Gene Ontology annotation, cellular component: nucleus; Z disc. The transcript is spliced from 6 exons. The record is from RefSeq and is a predicted model, not a curated record. Gene Ontology annotation, molecular function: transcription coregulator activity.
UGGAAAUGACUAUAACGUUUUCAAAGUUUGAGUUACAUUAACUUAAUUAUUGUAUUAAAAUGGAGUGCUCGGUUUAACAGUGUAUCUCUGGGUUUUUAGCUACUGCGACCAAGAGAUUGUUGGGCAGAGCUUAUGGAGUCAUGAGGUCACUGGACAGAGUUGUUGAGCAAUGCUGAUACCUUCUCAGGAGAAUGAAGGUCCAAGUCUUACUGUAUGGUUAUAAGACUUUGAUGUUAACCAUUGACUGAAGAAGAUGGCUGGAUGUCUUUGGUACUACGUAGAUCCCUGAUUGAUGAUCCUUGGAUAUUGCUGGAAUGAGUUUGUAUCAAACACCCUUCAUUUGACUUUGUGUCAAAUGAAUGGCUACUUAGGGAGACUUAAGAUGAGUGUCCCUUGCAUUAUGAGGGAACCUCAGUUUUGACAUUUUGACCAUGUGCCACAUUUCUCUUCAUAAUCCUGUACAUAGCCACCUCAGUGUUGAGGACUCCAAUAACUGGGAAAGCCAAGGCGACACCUACAUUUAAAUAGUUACUUUGGCGAUGGACCAGUGGCUGUCAUCCAGGAACCAAGAUGGUUCUGUGGUGUAUGUAGCAACGUGUUGCACAUCCCAAACCUGACCUGAAAGACGGUCUUACAUGCUUUUUGAAUCUCACACAGAUGGCUUCUUUUACACUCCCUCAAAACAACUAUCUUCUCUAAUACUUGCAUCUUGUUGUCCUCAAAAAUUGCUUCUUCUCUUUUAGACAAGUUAAACUGCAAACUGCGUGUCUUUGGUGGGUCCUUGGCUACCAUUGGAAUGGCUUUGUGUCAAAUGAAUGAUCACGUGGGGAGAUUAAAAUGAAGAGUAUCACACAGAGAAGCAACAUCAGCUGCAGAAAUUUGGCCAGAUUGUGCACGAUCCAGUACACAGGUGCUUCAGGGUUGAGGAACCCAGCAGCUGGAAAUGGCCAAGAAGCACCCACAUUUCACCUAGCUUUGGCAGAUAGAUGGCUACUUUUGAGAGCUAAGAAAAGCAAGCAACAAUGUCCACCAGCGAGCGUUUUGAUUGCCAUUACUGCAAAGAUUCCCUGCUGGGGAAAAAGUAUAUAAUGAAAGAGGACACGCAGUACUGCACUAAGUGCUACGAGAACCUGUUUGCUAACUGUUGUGAAGGCUGCUCUUUGCCAAUUGGCUGUAACAACAAGGAUCUGUCCUAUAAAGAUCGUCACUGGCACGAACAGUGUUUCAAGUGUGCCAAGUGCAACCGCUCCCUCGUGGAAAAGGCUUUUGCUGCCAAGGAUGAUCUGUUGCUCUGCACCGAGUGCCAUGCCAAUGAUUACUCCUCCAAGUGCACCACCUGCAAGAAAACCAUCAUGCCAGGUGCCCGUAAAAUGGAAUAUAAGGGGAACAGUUGGCAUGAGACCUGCUUUCUGUGCCACCGCUGCCAACAGCCAAUAGGAACCAAGUCCUUCAUCCCCAAAGAUGCCGGGUUCUACUGUGUAGCCUGCUUCGAGAAGCAGUUUGCCUACCAGUGCUCUGCUUGUAAGAAGGCCAUUACAACAGGUGGGGUUACCUACCAAGACAAGCCGUGGCACCGUGAGUGUUUCCUGUGCAUUGGCUGCAGAAAGCAGCUGUCAGGUCAGCGCUUCACCUCCAGGGAAAACUACCCCUACUGUCUCGAAUGCUUCAGUAACCUCUAUGCAAAAAAGUGCGUGGGCUGUACCAAGCCCAUCACCAGUCUGGCUGGGGCAAAGUACAUCUCUUUUGAAGAACGUCAGUGGCACAGCGAGUGUUUCACCUGCAUGCAGUGCGCCGUGUCACUGGUGGGACGCGGCUUCCUCACCCAACGCGACAACAUCUUGUGCACCGACUGUGGCAGGGAAAAGUGACCUCUGGGUCAAGAGCCACAGCCUUCACACAGAGCUCAUAUUCUGACACAGAUGCUGAGCGCUCACUAAUUAAAUGUCACACAAGGGUUUUGUUGUUAAUAGUCCGCUUACACUGUCCACAUGCAUUUACACACAAAAUGUAACGUUUCUACAUACCUUUAAAAGAAAUAUGCCUUAAACACCACUGAUUGCUUAUAUGAUUUAUGCAUUUGGGAAAAUUCACAUUUUCCAAAUAUUAAAAUAUUUCCUUUGCAUGUUUAAUGCAUAUCAUAGCACUUUGUCAAAUUAUAGAUUAUCGCUUACAGUUCAAAUCAAGCAGAUUAUGCAAAUAAUACUAUUUAAUUUACAGUUUUUAUUAUUCACACAUUAACCCUCUGGUGUCCACAGACUCCCCGGUGAGUCCAGGUCAUUUUAUUAUAUUUUCAGCAAUCCCCCUUUUACCCUAUGGAGUCCAUGGUAUAAUUGGGUGUUUUUGACUACUUUUGGUUUUACCUUCAUAAUUUGCCAUAAAAAAAACUGUUUACUUUUGCCUUGUUUGGUGUCAGUUUUUUUCAGCACA